GCCCGUGCACGCGCGCACCCGGCUGACGGGCCGUGAUGCUGCGCUGUUAAAGGAUAAAUGACUUCACUUGGUGCUGUGGGGCUUCAAAUCAUGGACAUGCUGCGGAUAACACACACACACACACACACUCACUCACUCACACAUUGACCGUGGAUGCACAACAGGCUGCACAUUUUGUGAAUGACUGUUUAUAAGAGGCUGCUGCUUUACAUGGUGGAUCUGCUGUGUAAAAGAUUUUUUUUAGACUAAUAACUUCAUAUUUUUAAUGGUUGAAAUGUAGUCUUUUCACUCAGUUCGCGGAGAGACAAAUUUGAGGGGAUUUGAAAUUUUCGGAAACUAUUACAUAUUUUGGAUAAAUCGUGAAGGCUGGUGGGUUUUUUUUCGAUGAACCAAGGACAUGAGCAGGAUGCCCAUCAUGGAUGUUACACUGGAGGGGAUUAACCCAGCGACUCCAAAAGCUCUAUUACUGGCAUGUGUGACUCUGCUGUUCUCCGUCCACCUGUGGCGGUGGCUCGGACAGAGGUCGAUCCGCUCUCCGCCUGGUCCGUUCCCCUGGCCGAUCAUCGGGAACGCUGCGCAAAUUGGCAAUUCACCGCACUUGUACUUUACGCGCAUGGCGAAGAAAUACGGCAACGUCUUCCAGAUUAAACUCGGCUCUCGGACCGUAGUGGUGCUGAACGGGGACUCUAUCAGACAGGCGCUGGUCAAGCAGGGACCAGAAUUUGCCGGCAGACCGGACUUCACCUCCUUCCAGUAUGUCUCUAACGGGGACGGCAUGGCGUUUAACACCCUGUCGGCGUGGUGGAAGAUGCACCGCAAAGUGGCUCAAUCUACUGUCCGGAUGUUUUCCACCGGGAACCUGCAGACCAAAAAGACGUUUGAGUAUCACGUCCUCUGCGAGUUCCGAGAGCUGCUGAAGCUGCUUGUGGAGAAAACCAAGACGCAUCAAUUUUUUGAGCCCCUGACAUAUUUCGUGGUGUCCACGGCCAAUAUAAUGAGCGCGGUGUGCUUUGGGAAGAGAUACUCCUAUGAGGACGAGGAGUUUCGGCAGGUGGUGGGCAGGAACCAACAGUUCACUCAGACAGUCGGGGCAGGGAGCAUAGUGGACGUGAUGCCGUGGCUCCAGUACUUCCCAAACCCUAUCAAAACCAUCUUUGACAACUUUAAGAAACUCAACCUGGAGUUUGGCAUCUUCAUUCGAGAUAAAGUUAUUGAACACAAAAAAACAAUCCAGUCGAGCACCAUCAGGGAUAUGACAGAUGCUUUUAUUGUGGCUCUGGACCAACUGAGUGAAAAAACAGGAAUUAUAUUAGUGAAGGACUACGUGACCCCCACUGUUGGAGAUGUAUUUGGAGCAAGUCAAGACACACUGUCAACUGCACUGCAGUGGAUCGUCCUCAUAUUCAUCAAGUAUCCUGAGAUGCAGAUACGUCUCCAGCAGGAGGUGGACAAGGUGGUGGAUCGCAACCGACUCCCCUCAAUCGAGGACCAAAUGCAGCUGCCUUACGUCAUGGCCUUCAUCUACGAGGUGAUGCGCUUCACUAGCUUCAUCCCCCUCACCAUCCCCCACUCUACCACCACAGACACCUCCAUCAUGGGUUACACCAUCCCAAAGAACACGGUGGUCUUCAUCAACCAGUGGUCCGUCAACCAUGACCCAACACUGUGGUCCAAUCCGGAGACCUUUGACCCCGAGCGUUUCCUGGAUGAAAAUGGAACUCUGAACAAGGACCUGACCAGCAAAGUGCUCAUCUUCUCGCUGGGUAAGCGGCGGUGCAUCGGCGAGGAGCUGUCCAAGCUGCAGCUGUUCCUCUUUAUGGCCCUGAUGGUCCAUCAGUGCCACAUCAGCAUGGACCCAGCCUCGCCACCAAAGUUGGGCUACAACUAUGGUCUAACUCUGAAACCUCAUAAGUACUCUGUAGCAGUGACACUGCGUGAAGAUAUGAGGCUGCUGGAUGAGAUUGCCCUCCCUCAGGAGGUCCAGGACAAGCCGUCAACAGAUUCAUAAACAAAAACAUAAAAAAAAACAGGUGGAAAAAAAAUGAAGGCUGAAACACACAAAAAAAGACUCAUAAACUGAAGCUCAUGUUUUUGGGCUAAAAAAUGUAUUUAUAAGCUGAAACCUCAGGCUUAUCACUGACUGCUGACUCAUUCUUAAGUAGUGUCAGGCGGGAACAGAUGUGUUUCAAUGUGCCACGUCUCACACAACCAGUGGCUCACCUGGGGUGAAUCUAGCCUCUUACAACAAUGCAACGAAAUCUGACUUAGCAAUUAGCAUCUUCUUUUAAUUUUUCAAGGUGGUGGACUGCAGUAAGCUGCACAUCGGAUGGAGAUCACCUUCAACCAGACCUCAGUACAGGCAACGUUUGUGGUUACAGGAGUUCUAAACGGCAGCUGGAACACACCCUUGUGAUUUUAGUGUGAAUACCAUUGCUGCAAGAACUUACUGAACAGUAGAAAGAGUCAAGCUUAUGGUCAUAGCAUAGCUUUUGAUUAACAUUUUUGCUGUCAGAUUUAUAUAAAAAAUAAAAGAAAAGGAAUCUUUUUAAAUUUGGCUGAUUUAUCUAUUUUUCUAUUUUCUUCCCUAAACAAUCAAAAUUGGAGUAACAAGAACUUUUUUAUGUGACCAAUGUAAUGUCGGAGUCCUGACUGAUGCAGUGAUUCUGCAUGAAGAGGCAAAUAAGCUCAUGGAGGGCAUCUGCCCUUAAUGUCUGCUACAAAAAAUGUUCAGUACUAACAUUUAGUUUGUGAUGUAUAGUGUAAAGUUGCUUAGUUACUCAGGAAUAAGGCCUAUGACAUGCCAAAUAUUAUUUUACCUAGAAUGCUUUUGAAAAGUCAUCUAAUAUAUUCUGAUACCUACUGUAGAUGUUUGAAAGGACAAGGAGCACAAAGGGUACACCAAACAGACCUGCUGCAUGUGCUGUUUGCCUGCGAACUGCUGUCCAAUGCACGUAUGACCAUACGAAUAUUAGAUCAGUGUUAUUUAGUCAUUUAUGUCUCUUUUAUUUUUGUUGCUCAAAGGUUUUUUGUUUGAAUGUUGUAGAAUGCUGCUUGAUGGAAAACCUUUCUCUGUAUCGUUGUUUAAUUUCCAUGCUCAAAAUGCCAGUAACCAAGUUUUCUAUUUUUGUGUUGUUUUAUUAACAGAAAUAUACAUGCUGUCAAAAAUAGGGUUGGGGCACUGGGGCUGAUUUAAUUUUUUUUCUUGUUUUGUAGACUCAUUUAAUUGCUGUCUUACCAUGGGAGAUGAAUUCACUGACUGUAAAGUCUUGGAUUUGAGCAUUUGUUCUCUUCGCGCUGAAGCAAAUUUCACAUUAAUCUUAGAGACAGAACAGUUAAGCAGACGCUAACACACCUGGUAUACAUUUGUCUUAGUAAAUCACAAAUAUAUCCAUUGAUGAAACAAUGACCCUGAUGUGCAGCUUCAAAAGCAAAUGAACAUUACAGGAAGAUCCUGUACAUGUAAAAUCAUAAUCUUUAGCAAACUGAUGGUGUUCACCUGGUAAACCAAAUGCUACAACUUUUUUUGUCACAUAUUAAUCUGUAUUACAAAAAAAUAUAGGCUCAUAUCAAAACUUUAAGAAUUAUCUUUUGUCACCUGAUAAUUCAAACUUACAUUUGCUUAAAGUGUAUCUGUUCUUCAUAGCUAAUAUCCAAUAUAGUCAACAUGAUGGGGAUGAAUAAGUACCUAAAAUCCAAACAUUUACAGUGUCUUUACCUCAUAUGAUUGCUAUGUAGAACUAUACUAAAUAUUAAACAUGAAUUACUGCUCACUGUAGCAAUGCUCCUGAAGCGUUUGACUACAAAUAUUGUAACUUCAGCAAUGAUGUUGCUCUUGUGUGUAUGUUUUCAAUCUGCUUGCAAUCUCUUGAAUAAUAUAAAGUUACCCAAUAAACAGACACUUGAACUAUUA
Messenger RNA from Larimichthys crocea (large yellow croaker), 3910 nucleotides. It is a transcript of the gene cyp1b1, whose product is annotated as cytochrome P450, family 1, subfamily B, polypeptide 1. Lineage: Eukaryota; Metazoa; Chordata; Actinopteri; Sciaenidae. Gene Ontology annotation, biological process: progesterone metabolic process; hormone biosynthetic process. The transcript is spliced from 3 exons. The record is from RefSeq and is a predicted model, not a curated record. Gene Ontology annotation, molecular function: heme binding; iron ion binding; steroid 17-alpha-monooxygenase activity. The coding region runs from base 398 to 2008 and encodes 536 amino acids.